GCAUCUGCCACCGCAGUCCGGCUGCCGGCGUGGGCGCUGCUGGGUCCUAGCGGCGAGGCCCUAGAGAGACCGGGGAGGGAGAAGCCGGGUCGAGCCCGCCGCGCUCGGAGCCACCGUCGAGCACACAAAGGCGACCCCCCCACCCCGGGCGCGGCCCCGGAACGGCGGCGGCGGCCGGCGAGCGGCGCGGAGAAGCCCGGAGCGCCCUAUGCCCGCGCGCCCCGAGCGCCCCCGCCGCGGCUGCCCGAGCGCACGGAGAGCGCGCGCCCCCGCGGGGCCCGGCUGCAGCUAGCGCCCCUCGCGCCCCCCUCUCGGAGCGCGCGGCCCCAGGUGAGCGGUGGGCGGCGAGCGGGACGGCAGCGAGCCCAUCGCGGGCCCCCUCCUGGUGCCCGGGCCCGGCGCGCUCAUGGCGGCCAUCCGCAAGAAGCUGGUGGUGGUGGGCGACGGCGCGUGCGGCAAGACGUGCCUGCUGAUCGUCUUCAGUAAGGACGAGUUCCCCGAGGUGUACGUGCCCACCGUCUUCGAGAACUAUGUGGCCGACAUCGAGGUGGACGGCAAGCAGGUGGAGCUGGCCCUGUGGGACACGGCGGGCCAGGAGGACUACGACCGCCUGCGGCCGCUCUCCUACCCGGACACCGACGUGAUCCUCAUGUGCUUCUCGGUGGACAGCCCGGAUUCGCUUGAGAACAUCCCCGAGAAGUGGGUGCCCGAGGUGAAGCACUUCUGCCCCAACGUGCCCAUCAUCCUGGUGGCCAACAAGAAGGACCUGCGCAGCGACGAGCACGUCCGCACCGAGCUGGCCCGCAUGAAGCAGGAGCCCGUGCGCACGGACGACGGCCGCGCCAUGGCCGUGCGCAUCCAAGCCUACGACUACCUCGAGUGCUCGGCCAAGACCAAGGAGGGCGUGCGCGAGGUCUUCGAGACGGCCACGCGCGCCGCGCUGCAGAAGCGGUACGGCUCCCAGAACGGCUGCAUCAACUGCUGCAAGGUGCUAUGAGGGCUGCGCCCGCCGCCCCGCCUGCCCCAGCCGCGCGCCCGGAGAAGGGGGGGCCCCCCCAAGCCGCGCCUGCCUCCGAGCACCCCACCGGACUGCCUGGCGUCUGCCUGCCGGCGCGCCCACCGCGAUCUGGCGCCAGGAACCGGCGUGGGAGGCCCCCCGGGCGCGGCCCCCCUUGCAGUCUGUGCGUCCGGCUGUGUGGCACAGGCCCGGGGCGCCCCGCCGUGUGCCAAGGGUUCCUCCCCUCCCGAGCACCCCUUUCGGAAGAGCCAAGGCUCUUCGGAGCAGUGUGGUUGUGUGUCUGUUCGACCGUUUCUUUCCCCCUCCUCCCCGCCCCAACUCCACCCCCGCCCCGUUUCCACCCCACCCCCGCCGCCUCCGGUCCCCGGAGACUUAGCCGGGCGCCGGCCGCGCCCCAUCAGAUGCUCGCCCCGAAACAGCCAGCGCCUGCUACCCCUUCUCUGUAACAUAGACCGCGGGAACUGCGGGAGGGGAGGGCUGGGGAGUAAGGGGUGUUCUAUAAAUAUAGAUGAAAUUUUAUUUUCGGAGGCAGGACGGUGUUAUUUAAUAGUGGUGGGGGGCGGAGUGACAGGGCUUCUUAGAACAGCUCCGGCCCGGCCUGGGUCAGGCGCCCAUCCCAGCAUGAACACAACUUGGCCAUCUAUUCCAACCCCCCGGGGGAAGGCUCUUCGCCCCUGGCUCUCGGGGCUGAAGGGACACAGCUUCCAGCCCCGCCACCGUGGAGGGCCGGCCAGGCCCGCGACCCCCUCAGCCUCCAGGAGGGAGUGCGCGCCCUGGGUGGGUUUUUUUUUGCCAUAAGUGAAACCCUGUGCCUGUCCUACCAGUGAAAAUGGUUCAGUCCAAGAAACGGAUGCUGUUUGCUUUAUUUAAAGGCUGAAACUUUUUUUUUUUUUUGGAAAGACUUUGCACAAUUGUUUCAUUGUUUGACACUUAAUGCACUUGUCAUUUGCAUAAGACAGUAGCAUUCUGGCCACAUUUGUACGCUGUAACCUCAUCUACUUCUGAUGUUUUUAAAAUAAUGAUCAUGACUUUAAAAAAUGGAAAAAGAAACCACUAAUUGUUUUUGUUUUUGUUUGAUUGAAAACAGUGGCAACACGGUUUUGGCUAUUUUAUUUGUGCAGGUAUGUGCACUAUUUUGAUAAAGGGCAGUAACGAGUAUUAAGACAUAUUUAAAUUCUCCCCCCCUCCUUUUUUCCCCCUCCCCAAGGCAAUCUCUGUUCUGUGAAAUUUUCUCUGCAUCUCUGUACAGAGAACGAACCUGCCCGUCUCUUUCCCCGGCACCCUUCCCCGCCCAGUGGUACUUCUACUAAAUUGUCUGUUUUUUCAUUUUUUAAAUAAACUGACAAAUGGCAAAGUGGUGAAGCUUAUGAUGUUUACAUAAAAGUUCUAUAAGCUGUGUAUACAGUUUUUUAUGUAAAAUAUUAAAAGACUAUGAUGAUAACAUUUAUAA
Sorex araneus (European shrew) is the source of this 2468-nucleotide messenger RNA. RefSeq names its product ras homolog family member B (gene RHOB). Gene Ontology annotation, biological process: small GTPase-mediated signal transduction. The transcript has a single exon. NCBI's taxonomy places the organism in Eukaryota, Metazoa, Chordata, Mammalia, Eulipotyphla, Soricidae. Bases 407 to 997 code for a protein of 196 amino acids. Gene Ontology annotation, molecular function: GTPase activity; GTP binding. The record is from RefSeq and is a predicted model, not a curated record.